Triticum dicoccoides is the source of this 3054-nucleotide messenger RNA. Its product is annotated as putative disease resistance protein RGA4. The coding region runs from base 1 to 3054 and encodes 1017 amino acids. The record is from RefSeq and is a predicted model, not a curated record. Gene Ontology annotation, biological process: defense response to other organism. The transcript has a single exon. Gene Ontology annotation, molecular function: ADP binding. Lineage: Eukaryota; Viridiplantae; Streptophyta; Magnoliopsida; Poales; Poaceae.
AUGGGAACAAUACUAGAAGUUUUGCUUCGAUCAUGUGCCAGUAAAUUGCAAGAUAUCAUUACUAGUGAGGCCAUACUAAUCUUAGGGGUGGAAGAAGAGCUCGAAGAAGUGUUGCGGCGAGUAGAACUGAUACGGUGUUGUAUACAUGAUGCUGAGAAAAGGAGGACAAAAGAGCUGGCAGUAAACAAUUGGCUUGGUCAACUAAGAGAUGUUAUAUAUGAUGUUGAUGAAAUCGUGGACGUGGCUAGAUGUAAAGGAAGCAGGCUACUACUUGAUGAUCCUUCAUCACCAUCAUCAAGCAAAUCAGUAGCAUGUAAAGCCCUUUCAGUUUCCUCUUGCUUCUGUAACAUCCGAUCACGUCGUGAUGUUGCUGUUCGGAUUAGAAGCCUCAAUAGAAAGAUAGAGAAUAUCUCAAAGGACAAGAUAUUCUUAUCAUUCAAUACUAGUACACAACCUACAGAAAAUGGCUCAACAUCCAAACUGAAAAGAAGCUCCAAUCUUGUUGAGCCUAACCUUGUGGGAAAGGAAAUCAUACAUUCCAGUAGGAAGUUGGUGGACUUAGUUCUUGCACACAAGGAAAAUAAGUCUUACAAGCUUGCUAUUGUUGGAACGGGCGGAGUUGGAAAGACAACACUAGCUCAAAAAAUAUAUAAUGACACAAAAAUAAAAGGAAGCUUCAAGAUGCAUGCAUGGAUUUGUGUUUCACGGGACUACAAUGAAGUAACUCUUCUGAAAGAAGUUCUCCGGAAUAUUGGUGUGCAUCAUGAACAAGGUGAAACCAUAGCAGAGCUGCAAAGUAAGCUUGCAGAAACAAUUGAAGGGAAGAGUUUCUUUCUGGUUCUAGAUGAUGUAUGGCAUUCCAAUGUAUGGACGGGUUUAUUUAGACUUCCCUUACAUGCAACAACUAGCGAAGUAAUAUUGGUAACCACACAAGAUAAUCAAAUUGCAUUGAGAAUAGGCACACAGUACAACCAUCAAGUUGAUCUCAUGUCAGCAGAGGUGGGAUGGGAGCUGCUUUGGAGGAGCAUGAACAUUGGUGAAGAGAAACAAGUGCAGAAUUUUAGAAACACGGGGAUUGAGAUUGUUCGUAAAUGUGGUCACCUCCCUCUUGCAAUCAAGGUUACAUCUAGUGCUUUGGCCAGCAAAGAUCUAACAGAGAAUGAGUGGAAAAAGUAUCUGGGUAAAUAUAUUGGCUCCCAGAGCAUACUCUUGGACGAAGUAGAAUUAGCUUUGUAUCUAAGCUAUGAUGAGUUACCACAUCGUCUGAAACAGUGUUUCCUUUAUUGUGCUCUGUAUGUUGAAGAUUCUAUCAUUCGACGUGAUGAAGUUACCUGGUUAUGGAUUGCUGAAGGCUUCAUCGAGGAGCAGCAAGGCCAACUACUAGAAGACAUAGCAGAAGAGUACUACUACGAGCUAAUACAUCGGAAUCUCCUCCAGCCAAAUAGGAUAAGUUUUGACCAGGCUGAAUGCAAAAUGCACGACCUCUUAAGACAGCUUGCUUUGAAUAUAUCAAGGGAAGAAUGUUUUGUUGGAGAUGUUGAAUCAUUAAGGGGUGAAAAUAUGUCAAAACUGCGACGUGUUACUGCUGUUAUUAAGAAGGAUAUGUCAGUGUUACCUAGAGUGGAUAAGGUGGAAGUUAAGGUGAGGACUUUCCUAACUGUUCGUGGUCCACAGAGCAUCGAGGAUGCAUUGUUCAAGAGAUUUCUGCUCCUUCGUGUUUUAGUAUUGAACUGCUCACUUGUGCAAAGCAUUCCAAACUAUAUAGGAAAACUGAUACAUCUACGCCUACUGAAUCUAGAUUGUACUGGCAUAUCUUGUCUUCCGAAAUCCAUUGGCUCCCUAAAGAACCUUCAAGUACUGAGCUUGAGAUGGUGCGAUGAUCUGCACACUCUUCCUUCGGCAAUGACCCUGUUGAGCAGUUUAAGAUGUCUUGAUCUUCUUGGCACAAAAAUAAAUCAGGUUCCAAAAGGGAUUGGAAAAUUGAAGCUCCUCACUUGUUUUGGAGAUUAUCCUGUUGGUGAUGGAAGUGAUAAUGAUGUUAUACAAGAUGGAUGGAAGUUGGAAGAGUUGUCUUCUUUAUCGCAGAUGAGGUAUCUUUGUCUUGUUAAAUUGGAAAGAGCAGCUCACUGCAGUAGAAAUGCAGUGCUUACAGACAAAAGGCAUCUACAAAAACUAAUACUAGAGUGGACGGAACAUGGAGAGGGGUCAUAUUCAAAAGAAGAUGUUAGUAAUACUGAGAAGGUCUUUGAGCAGCUAAUACCUCCGCACAACCUGGAAGUCAUGUGUAUUUUACAUUUCCUUGGUCAGCAGUAUCCCACCUGGUUUGGUGCCACCUGUUUGUCUUCAUUAAUGUCCUUGGUCUUCAUAGGUGUACGAUCAUGUGUGCAUCUUCCACCCAUUGGGCAGCUACCCAACUUGAAAUUUCUGAGAAUUGAAGGAGCACAUGCAGUUACCAAGGUUGGACCUGAAUUUGUUGGUUGCAGGAACAGUGAUCCCGUAUGGAAUGAGUUGGUUGCUUUCCCAAAACUUGAAUGGUUGAUCUUCGCAGAUAUGCCCAAUUGGGAGGAGUGGUAUUUUUUUGAGGAAGAAGUUGCUGCUGCUGAUGUAAGGGGAGAGGAUGGAGCUGCUGAGAUUCGAAAAGAGGAUGCCCAACCUGCAAGGGUGCGACUGCUGCCUCGUUUGUUGGAAUUGCAACUUCACGGCUGCCCAAAGCUGAGGUAUCUCCCGCAGCAGCUUGGAAAGGAUACCGCCUGUUUGAAGGAGCUAAGUUUAAGAGAACUAAACAACUUGAAGUCUGUGGAGGACCGUCCAGUGCUCUCUGAGGUCCUUGUUAUUGGGUAUUGUGAAGGCCUGGAAAGGAUCUGCAACGUCCCUCAAGUGACUGAGCUGCGUGUAUUUGGUUGUCCAAACUUAAGCCAUGUAGAGGGGUUGGACAGUUUGCAGCAGCUGUGGCUGGGCGAGGAUAUGAAAGAGGUCUCUUCCCGCUGGGUGCCUGGGCUUCAAGAGCAGCACAUGCGACUUCAUGGCGAAGACAUGGAUAUCUACACAUGUUAG